Molecule: messenger RNA, 3027 nt
Organism: Saprolegnia parasitica CBS 223.65
Lineage: Eukaryota; Oomycota; Saprolegniomycetes; Saprolegniales; Saprolegniaceae
Exons: 2
Coding region: 43-3027 (994 amino acids)
Biological process (GO): protein dephosphorylation
Cellular component (GO): cytoplasm
Molecular function (GO): metal ion binding; protein tyrosine/serine/threonine phosphatase activity
Source: RefSeq, a predicted model, not a curated record
ACCCGUUGGUGUAGCCUGCUGUAACUCCGAGUCGCGAGGGAGAUGGAAGCGGUCGAGGCCGCCCAUGGCCCGCCCGACGACGCCUCUGGCCGCUAUGCCGAGGACAAGCGCAGCGGCCUCGCCGACGACGCAUCCAGCGAUGGCCAAGCGGACAAGAUCGAGACGAUCGGGCCCGUCGAGCUCUUCAAUCGCCUCCAGCACAGCAGCAACAGCAUCGUCUUCCUCGUGCUGACCAACGCCGACGUGACCUCGGGCGUCUUCUCGACAAUCGGCUUUACAGAGACGAACGACAACUAUUGCAACUUGUACCUGCCGCCGUCCGUGUCGGAGCGCCUCGUGGACCCGUCGACGUCGCUCUCGCACCUGCUCUUGCUCGGUGGCGAUGACGUGGCCAUCGCGUCGCUGCCCUCCAAGAUGCAGCUGCUCAUCCACGUCGUGGCCGAGCUUCGUGCAAGCGCAGGCCUUGCGCCGCUCAUCGCGCAGUUCGUCGACCCGUCGUUUGCGGCCUCGUUCCGGCUCGAUGCGCCACCGAGCGUCAACUUGAUCGCGACCGCAUCCGGUUGGAUCUUCCUCGGCAACAGCGCCGACGCCGUGCGCAGCAGCGUCGUGCGCGAUCUCAACAUCGAAGCCAUCGUCAACUGCUCGUCGUCGACGCAGGACAAGCCGUUCGCGCACGUCGAGUACUUUGACUUGUCGGUCUCGCGCGAGGACCCGGAGGCCGGCACGUUCCAGGCCUUUGACGACGCCGUCGCGUUCAUCGAGGCCGCCUUUGCGACCAAGUCGCGCCUCCUCGUGCACUCGAGCUACGGCCGGUCGCGCUGCUGCAUGCUCGCGGUCUACUUUAUCAUGAAGACCGAGCGCGCGCCGCUCUACGAUGCGUACCACCGCGUCUUGCGCGGUCGCCCAAGCAUGAUGCCGCGCGAUGCGAUCCUCGGCAUUUUGCUCGCCAAAGAGACAGCCCUCUACGGCGCCAGCAGCAUCGCCGCCAACGACAAGCCCGCCUUGCGCCAGCUCACGCGCGGCGACGGCCUCCCGCCGCGCGACAAGGCCGCCCACGCGAUCGCACUCGCGCACCUCCACGCCGCGGAGCUGCAAGCGCUCAAGCAGACGACCGGUAAAGCCUCGUCGUUCGCAACCAACGCGUUUGUGCUCGCGAGCACCAAGGACGCGCGGCCCGAGACCCGUCGGCGCGUCGUGCCCGAGACCUCGGUCACGUGUCGCUGGCUCUUCAACCGCCUGCAGAGCGGCACCGGCAUGCUCUUGUUGGACGCGCGGAGCCGCGGGAGCUUUGAAGACGACUCGAUCCCGACCGCGAUCUCGGCGCCGCCGCCGUCGGGCCGCGUGUCGCUGAGCACGCUCGAGCGGUCGCUCCUUCCGGAACAAGCCCACCUCUUCUCGGCCAAGAAGCGCAAGCUGCGCGAGGUAGUGAUUUACGGCGAGACGGUGCGGCCGAGCACAUCGCACUGGGGCCGCCAGCUCGGGCAACUCCUUGUCGAGGAAGGGCUUGUCUCGAGCGUCCGGUACCUCGACGACGGCUUCACGACGUUCCAGUACCGGUACCCGUUCUAUACGACGCAGUUUCUCUUCGCGGGCCAGAACGCGGACGAAGGGCUCUUCCUCGCGCGCACACAGAGCGGGACGCACAACAUCAACUACCCGAACGAGCUCCUCGACGGCUUCCUCUUCCUCGGCAACAUGUGGCACGCGCAGUCGUCCUCGGUCGUGCGCAACCUCGGGAUCACGCACAUCGUGAAUGCGAGCCUGGAUACGGGCAACGUCUUUGAGACUUCCGGCGUAUUGUACCAUGAAGUCAAGAUCAAGGACGACAUUUACGCCAACAUCACGGCGCACUUCGAGCCUACGUUCGCCUUCCUCGAGCGCGCCAAGCAGACGCAGCACAGCCGCGUGCUCAUCCACUGCACGCAAGGCAUCUCGCGGUCCGCGACGCUCGCCAUCUACUACCUCAUGCGCGCCCAGCGCUGGUCGCUCGUGACGGCCGUCAACUACUGCAUUUCGAACCGCGGCGUCUGCUUUCCCAACCAAGGCUUUCUCCAAGCGCUCAUGGUAGAAGAGCGCAACCUCUAUCAUGCCAACACGGUCGCGACCCAUGAGCUCGACGCGCUUCUGGAAGGCGGCUUGCAGGACAAGCCCGUGCCCAAACCGAUGCUGACGCUCGAGCCGUCGACGGCCGACGAAGGCUGCCACAUGUGCUCGAAGACCUUUUCGUUUUUCGAGUGGCGGCAUCGGUGCGGCCUCUGCCGACGCGUCGUCUGCGCCAAGUGCUCGAGCAGCCGCCUCCUCUUGCCUGAGUCGAGCGGCGACGUCGGCCGCGUCUGCGACCACUGCCUCGUGCACCUCUGGGCCAUCCACCUCCCGCUGCCCUUCCGCCUCAACGUGCGCAUGCUGUUUGUCGACCGCCCGUGCCUCCAGCACCAAGUGCUCACGAUCACAUACGUUCCCGGCACCGAGACGCACGUGCUGCUCGACAUUUUACGCAAGCGCUUUCAAGUGCGCGCGUACGAGCUCCUCGACGUGACGGGCGACGGUGUCGACGUGGGCGCCGACUGGAGUCUCCACGCCGCCGCGUACUUGGACUUGCCCGACAACGCCGUGCUCUUUGCGUCCAUUGGCGAGUCGGGCUCGAUCCGCCAGCCGCGCCGUCGCCAGCCGUCGUGCGCCGAGCUCGCGGCGACGUCGAGUCGGCGGUCGCGGUCGUUCUCCGAAGCGCCCUCCUACCGCACCAACGCCCGCUUGCAGCACCACUCGAUGGUGACGCAGCAGCUGUCGCUCUCGGACCAGUCGCUGGCCACGCCCAACGUCGCCCUCGAUGACACGCGUUUCCAAGCGCUGUGGAGCGCAGCGUUCCCGUCGCACCCCGACAUGCCGCUCGAGGCGCUCGUCGAGCUCGACCACGAGCCUCUCUCGCAAGUGUUACUGGCCCUCUCCGCCCACAACAACAACGCGAACGCCGACUUGCCCCUCGCGUCGUCGGCGCAGACCUUUCUGCGGCGGUACGGAGCCACGUAA